Molecule: messenger RNA, 3687 nt
Organism: Hemicordylus capensis (graceful crag lizard)
Lineage: Eukaryota; Metazoa; Chordata; Lepidosauria; Squamata; Cordylidae
Gene: MCM5
Product: minichromosome maintenance complex component 5
Exons: 17
Coding region: 159-2363 (734 amino acids)
Biological process (GO): DNA replication; double-strand break repair via break-induced replication; DNA replication initiation
Cellular component (GO): nucleus; MCM complex
Molecular function (GO): single-stranded DNA helicase activity; single-stranded DNA binding; ATP binding
Source: RefSeq, a predicted model, not a curated record
CUGUCAUUCGCUUGGACCAAUAAGAGUUAAGAAUGUCCGACCGUGGGCGGGCAAAGAAACAUUUUCCCGCGAAAACCUUUUGCGUCCUUCUUGUGCGGAGUGGCGGAAGUUUGUUUCCCCUGGAAUAAAAGCUGCAGUUGGGAAAGCCGUGAAUCGCCAUGUCUGGCUUUGACGAUCCUGGCAUCUUUUAUAGUGACAGCUUUGGUGGAGAGCCAGCGGCAGAUGAGGGACAAAUCCGAAAGUCCCAACUGCAAAAGCGUUUCAAAGAGUUUUUGAGGCAGUACCGAGUUGGGACAGACCGGACUGGCUUCACCUUCAAAUAUAGAGAUGAGCUCAAACGGCAUUACAACCUGGGCGAGUACUGGAUUGAGGUGGAGGUGGAGGACCUGGCAAGCUUCGAUGAGGACCUGGCAGACUACCUGUACAAGCAGCCUGCAGAUCACCUGCAGCUGCUAGAGGAAGCUGCAAAGGAGGUGGCUGAUGAAGUAACACGUCCUCGUCCAGCAGGAGAGGAGACUCUGCAGGAUAUCCAAGUCAUGCUGAGAUCAGAUGCCAAUCCAGCCAACAUCCGCAGCCUCAAGUCUGACCAAAUGUCACAUUUGGUGAAGAUCCCAGGAAUCAUUAUUGCUGCUACUGCCGUACGAGCCAAAGCUACCAGGAUCACCAUCCAGUGUCGUACCUGCCGGAAUGUCAUCCCCAACAUUGGCUUGCGUCCUGGACUGGAAGGAUACGCCCUUCCGCGGAAGUGUAGCACGGAGCAGACUGGCCUAACCAAGUGCCCUUUGGACCCAUACUUCAUUGUUCCAGACAAGUGCAAGUGUGUGGACUUUCAGACGCUGAAGCUGCAGGAGUCGCCAGAUGCUGUCCCUCAUGGAGAGAUGCCCCGGCACAUGCAGCUGUACUGUGACAGGUAUUUGUGUGACAAGGUUGUCCCUGGCAACAGAGUCACUAUCAUGGGCAUCUACUCCAUCAAGAAGGCUGGUCUGACUAAGAACAAAGGCCGGGACAAUGUUGGAGUGGGCAUUCGAAGCUCUUACAUUCGUGUGGUGGGAAUCCAAGUGGACACCGAAGGGUCAGGCCGCAGUGUCAGUGGCUCUGUGACUCCUCAAGAAGAAGAGGAAUUUCGGUCUCUCACUUCUAUGCCCAACGUUUAUGAGACGAUUGCCAAGAGCAUUGCCCCUUCCAUCUAUGGCAGUACUGAUAUCAAGAAAGCAAUUGCAUGCAUGCUCUUUGGAGGUUCCCGAAAGAGGCUUCCGGAUGGGUUGACCCGCAGAGGGGACAUUAACCUGCUCAUGCUGGGAGACCCUGGCACAGCUAAGUCCCAGCUCUUGAAGUUUGUAGAAAGAUGUUCACCCAUUGGGGUAUACACCUCUGGAAAAGGCAGCAGUGCAGCUGGUCUGACGGCGUCUGUGAUCAGAGACCCGUCUUCACGGAGCUUCUUCAUGGAAGGAGGAGCCAUGGUGUUGGCCGAUGGGGGAGUGGUUUGCAUUGAUGAGUUUGAUAAGAUGCGUGAGGACGACAGAGUGGCUAUCCACGAAGCAAUGGAGCAGCAAACCAUCUCCAUUGCCAAGGCUGGUAUCACAACCACUCUGAACUCGCGCUGCUCUGUGUUAGCGGCUGCCAACUCGGUCUUUGGGCGCUGGGACGAAACGAAAGGCGAGGAAAACAUUGACUUCAUGCCCACCAUCCUGUCCCGAUUUGACAUGAUCUUCAUCGUUAAGGAUGAGCACAACGAGGAAAGGGACAUGACACUGGCCAAGCAUGUGAUGUCACUGCAUGUGAGUGCCCUGACACAGACCCAGGCUGUGGAGGGAGAGAUUGAGCUGAACAAACUGAAGAAGCUGAUCGCCUAUUGCCGAGGGAAGUGUGGCCCUCGCCUUUCUGCAGCGGCUGCGGAGAAGCUGAAGAACCGCUACAUCCUGAUGCGCAGUGGCGCCCGGCAGCACGAACGGGAAAAUGACCGUCGUUCCAGCAUUCCCAUUACUGUUAGGCAGCUGGAGGCUAUUGUGCGAAUUGCAGAGUCCCUCAGCAAGAUGAGGCUUCAGCCUUUUGCCACUGAGGCCGAUGUGGAAGAAGCCUUGCGGCUCUUCCAGGUGUCGACCCUUGAUGCUGCCAUGUCGGGCAACCUCUCAGGAGUGGAAGGCUUCACUACCCAGGAAGACCAGGAGAUGCUGUCCCGCAUUGAAAAGCAGCUCAAGCGUCGCUUUGCCAUUGGCUCCCAAGUAUCUGAACACAGUAUCAUCCAGGAUUUUCUGAAACAGAAAUAUCCCGAGCAUGCCAUCUACAGAGUGCUGCAGCUUAUGAUGCGCCGUGGUGAGAUCCAGCAUCGCAUGCAGCGCAAGGUCCUCUUCCGCAUCAAGUAAAACUGUGACUCCUGCUGUGAUGUUUCAGUAGGCUGGCUUUGCCCACAGUCAGCACUCGAGGUCUGGGAGUCAUUUGUGGGUUUCCUGCCUUCCCAACAUUCUACAGCAAAGUCCUUCAGAAUAAAAGAGUGAUGAGAACAGGAAGAAGUUACUUCCUCAGUGCAGAGACUCUUCCAGGCCUGGAAGUAAGAGGCCAGAGAUAAGAGCUCUUGUUUUUAUUUGUUUCAUUAUCCCCAUUAAAAUGUCAGCUUGAUGAUUUGCUAGAACAUUAAAAGCCUUUUAGCUGCAUUAAAACUUAAAAAUGUGAUGUGAUCAUCACUGGCAGAUGCUGUUGGGUGAAAGGUGGAAUAGGGAAGGGUGGCCUGUUGCAUACGGAAAAGAAAUCUAAUCCCAUUUGUGUGUCUGUUAGAUCUUUCCACUUCCAUACUCUAGAAGUUUAGUUGUUAGGUGUGCUAAACUAUACCAUGAUCUCGAGUGACCUGCAUUGAGGUCACUGAUACUGCCCCAGGGGCAAAGAGCUGGUUAUCUACAAAGAUCCUUUCCUUGAGAGGUGUGAGUUCCAUGGCAUGUUUAUGCAACCAGACUCCUGCACAUGGUGGUGACACAUCAAUAAGUUAUUAGCCAGUAAUCAGUAAAGUAAUUUGUGUGUCUCAUCCUCCCGUGGAAGAAAGGAAGAAAAUGUGUUGGCCUUGGCAGAGAGGACUAGGAGCAUUCCUUACUUUAGGAAGCUACCAGUGCAGGGGCAGAGAUAAUAGAGGCUGACGUACUACGCAGCAUUGCAUACCUGUCGCAAUGUAACAUUCACACAGUUGUGCAAGAGUGCUGUUGCGGUAAAUGCAGGAGUUGCACAAAUCCAAUUGUGCCAUUGACCGCCAUUAUUUCCAGUUGCUGUCAGUUGCACAACUGUUCGUGCAUCUAGUGCAAUGUUACAUUGCAACCCGCAUGUAACGUUGCUAGAGUGUCAGCCAGAGUGAUUUGAGACAUUUUUCAGUUUUCCUAAAUGCAGGAGUAUUUUUAUUUAAAGAAAUAGCUUGCCCAUAGAGCAAUCAAAGGCCAUCAUUUCCCCUACAUCCUGACUUGCCAAGUUGCAAAUCUGCAAAGGGAAAGGAAACGUGUGUGUGUGUGCGCGCGCGCGCGCGCGCAUGCACAAGCAGUCUUCCUAAACUGAAGGAUACUCCACUUUCAGGAAACAGUAAAGACUCCAUAUAGCAAAGUCUCCAAAGAGGGCAUGGCCUUUUCUUGCAUUCUCUUGUUUGUUUUCCCAUUCUAGUUAAUUGCUGCUUCUCUAUAAGGAUGCACAAAAUAAUAAAGUAGUUUAAUUAUA